AUGGCGCGCACCAAGCAAGCCCGACCCGUCGAGCGCCAGCCGUCGUCCGAAUACGUUACUCGCCAAUCUCCGGCAUCUUUCAAAAGCCAGAGCGAUAUGGCGCCCCAGUCCAAUGGCGCGGUGAGCAAGAGUGCGCCAGCGGCAGCGUCGGCGCAGCAGCAGCAGCAGCAGCAGCAGGAAGCUGGUGUGACGCAGUUGGUGAUAGCCGUCGCCGGCAUCUAUGGUUCAUUCCAAUGCCAAGAACACGGACAUGGACAUGGACUGACAUCGUUUGCGCCGAGUAGUCUGACCUGGGCCUACCUGCAAGAGAAGCUCACGACGACGCCCCACGGCCCUCCCGGCGGCGAAACCGAAGUCUUCAAAUACCCGGUGUUCCUCAACACCAUCCAGUCGCUGUUCGCAGCCGCGACGGGCGGCCUAUACCUCUACUUCAGCACACCAAGCGGCACGCGCAUGCCGCCCGUGAUCCCGUCGCGCCGCAUCCUAGGGCCACUCCUGCUGGUCGCGCUGACCAGCUCGCUGGCCUCGCCCUUUGGCUACGCUAGCCUUGCCCACAUCGACUACAUAACAUUCCUCCUGGCCAAGAGCUGCAAGCUGCUGCCGGUCAUGUUCCUGCACAUCACCGUCUUCCGCAAACGCUACCCGCUGUACAAAUAUCUGGUGGUGGCAGCGGUGACGGCGGGCGUGGCCGUCUUCACGCUGCACUCGGGCAAGAAGAGCAGCAAGCACGCGGCCAAGGAUGACGUGGGGCGCAACGGCGCGUGGGGAAUGCUGCUCCUGGGCAUCAACCUGCUCUUCGACGGCCUGACCAACAGCACCCAGGACUACAUCUUCGGCGCCUUCCAGCCCUACUCGGGCCCGCAGAUGAUGUGCGCCAACAACCUGAUGAGCACCGCCGUCACGGCCGCCUACCUCGUGCUCAGCCCCUGGCUUGUACACACAGGGCUUGGCGAGUGGUUCGGCAUGGAUAUCGCCGGCAGUGCGGGCGAGCUGGACGAGGCGCUGGAUUUCAUGGGCAGGUACCCUGGCGUCUGGGCUGAUGUGCUGGGAUUCGCGGCCUGUGGUGCCGUGGGUCAGGUGUUUAUUUUCUACACACUGUCGACAUUCUCGUCCGUGCUCCUCGUGACGGUUACUGUCACGCGCAAGAUGUUCACCAUGAUCCUGUCAGUCGUGGCAUUCGGCCACCGCCUCACGCGCAUGCAGGUGCUAGGCGUGGGGCUCGUGUUCGGCGGCAUCGGCGUCGAGGCCGGUAUCGCGCGGCAGGAGAAGAUAGCCAAGGAGCAGGCCAAGAAGCGGAAGGCCGAGGAGUUGAAGGCGCAGUGA
Molecule: messenger RNA, 1323 nt
Organism: Anthostomella pinea
Lineage: Eukaryota; Fungi; Ascomycota; Sordariomycetes; Xylariales; Xylariaceae
Source: the annotation of a GenBank genome assembly